AUGGACAGCAUACGGACAUCCAUGAAGGCUGAAGCCGAGUCUCUCAAAAAUAUGGUGGACACAGUGCUCUCAGAAAAUAUGGAAGAAUUAUACCAAAUAGAGAAGUCAUUACUGGAGAAAUUAAAGAGCCAAGAGAAGACAUUAGAUGAUUACAUUGCCUAUCUCAGUGACCUUGUUAAAGAGUUCCAGAAUAGAAAGGCAGAACUAAGAAGAAUAAAGCCAAUGGUAAUUCCUCCUAUUGUUACAUCAAUGAAAUCUACAAGUGAACAGACAAAACAAGAUAAACACGUGAAAUCUGACAAGAAACAAACAAUGUCUCUAUCUGCCUCUGUCACCAAGGUCAGGGAGUUCUAUGUACAAGGUGUUGAUGAUGUAUACCAUGUAUCACUAGAUCAAUCAGACAGACUCUGGAUCAGUGACAGGUAUGGUAAUCUUGUCCAAACAGAUCUACAGGGGAAUGUGAUACAGAAAAUUAAAACCAGCGGUAAAGAUGAAGGUUACCACUCAGUGACACAGGACAGGGAUCUGAUCUUUACAGACCAACACAAGAAAGUCAUCAAUAGGAUAACAAAGGAUAAUACCAUCACUGAAUUCAUUAAAACUGAAGACUGGACACCACUCAGCAUACAUUCCUCCCACAUCAAUGGGGACUUACUGGUGGGAAUGUUUAAAGACGAGGUUAGGGGAUUGAUUUGGAUGAAAGAUUCAGAGGCUAAGGUCACCAGGUACAACAAGACAGGAAAAGAACUCCAGAACAUACAGAGGGAUAACAAAGGACAGAAACUGUAUGGUAUACUACACUACAUCACAGAAAACAUCAAUGGAGAUAUCUGUACAUCAGACUAUGAUAAAGGAGUAGUGGUGGUGAAUAAAUCAGGACAACACAGGUUCUCCUACACAGGUCAAAAGUCAGGGUUCAGUCCCUAUGGAAUCUGUACUGAUGUCCUCGGUCACAUCCUGGUGUGUGAUGUUAUCAGUAAAACUGUUCACCUCCUUGAUCAGAACGGUCAUUUCUUGUCUCUAUCACACACCAACAAGGGGUUUACUUUCCCCGUAGUGUGUGUUUGGAUGAUGAGAACAAUCUCUAUGUAG
Saccostrea cuccullata (small rock oyster) is the source of this 1092-nucleotide messenger RNA. RefSeq lists its product as uncharacterized. The record is from RefSeq and is a predicted model, not a curated record. Gene Ontology annotation, molecular function: ubiquitin protein ligase activity; protein binding. Gene Ontology annotation, biological process: protein polyubiquitination; proteasome-mediated ubiquitin-dependent protein catabolic process. NCBI's taxonomy places the organism in Eukaryota, Metazoa, Mollusca, Bivalvia, Ostreida, Ostreidae. Bases 1 to 1092 code for a protein of 363 amino acids. The transcript is spliced from 2 exons.